AUGAAGUGCAUCGUUGCUAUCGCUACCGUCCUGCUGUUGGCCGUCGGAUCCUCGCAGGCUGACUACCACGCCAAGGGCUACGGCAAACCGGCCGCUCACUAUGGCGGUGGACACGGAGGCCAUCAUGUGCCGUGCGGAUCGAACCUGCUGUUGAGCUGCCACCCGAACGUUGCCCACGUGCCGUGCGUUCCUGCCCAUGGCCAUGAGGGAGGUUAUCAUCAUGCACCGGCACCGGCCUACCAUCAUGCACCGGCCCCAGCAUACCACGCCCCGGCUCCGGCCUACCACGCACCAGUUCAUCAUGCUCCGGCACCGGCCAAGUAUUAA
Messenger RNA from Anopheles marshallii, 327 nucleotides. RefSeq names its product vitelline membrane protein 15a-1-like. Lineage: Eukaryota; Metazoa; Arthropoda; Insecta; Diptera; Culicidae. The coding region runs from base 1 to 327 and encodes 108 amino acids. The transcript has a single exon. The record is from RefSeq and is a predicted model, not a curated record.